UGCGCAAGUAAUGUCAGUGAUGUGUGCRUCCUUGGUUGAACAGAAAAUCAUACAUUCUAAUAUCAAGUUUUCACUUUAUUCAGAUAUUAUUGAAGAAGGAAGAACAACCUUUCUCAGCCGCAACAGUCGAUGAAUGAAAAGUUAUYGUAAACAGGACAAACAGCGCAUUUCCAUUUUUCUCUCGUGGGGUAUCACAUCACCUCGAGUCUCAAUAGCUUUUAAACUACGAUCUAAAUAAUGUGAUAGAAUUUGAAAGCUGCGUGGCUGUUGUGGACGGAUUUGAACCUGUGUUCAUAUGUGUUGGGAUACUUGAUUCAAAUCCCAGGAGGUCAACGUCACUUAAUCGAGUUUAAAUGUGGCACACGAUUGGAUUGUAAAGGAGACAAGCUUUAGGGAAUUUCUGCUUGAUUAUUAUGUCUAUACACAUAACUCAGUUAGAAACACAGGGGUAUAAAUCUCGUACUGCUACAAAACCGGGACGAUCGAGAAGCGAAGCCAGGCUCGAGGUACACGAAGGGAAACCGGUUAAUCGUAUUACUAACGCCAGUACAACCGAUGUGGAACCGACGGAGGCGCGCUCUCGUGGAAAGACAAMAACAAUCUUAAAAUCGAGUGAGAAGAGUAUAAGAAUUACCAGAAUUAGCAGCGGCCAUGGUACAAGUGGUCAUUUUGAAGGCACGCGCCGUUCAGCGGCUAAGACUGAGCAUGUUUCAUCUACAUUACAUUUCGUAGCUAGUCCUAAACCUAAGCGAGCCAGUAAAGAUAAUGUUMAUUCGAUUUCUGAACAAUCUAGCAAUGCUGUGUUUGGAAUUCAAAAAUAUGUGAUGGCGGAUUGCGAUCGAAACACGCUUGUCUCUUGCAUACCAGGGAUACCACAGGAGGGAGAAGAUGAACAGCCCGUACGAAAAGAUCCCACGGAAAACAAACCCCUUCCACCAUUUUCGAUGCCUUCUCGCCAAAGACAUAAAUUCGCCUAUUUGAGCAGUGUAUCGACCAGCUCCCAGACGGGACGGACAGAGCCUUGCCACAAUAUCGAUGUUAGUUCGUAUAAACAGCCUACGAGUAAACAGCCGCAGGAAGGGUUGCGUGUCAAAGGGCAAUCGGGAUCGAAAAUCCARAGGAAUGCAGACGUUGAGUGUUAUCCGAAUAAGACGGAUCGUUCCCAUCGCCACAGCAAGCCGAAAAGCCGCGAAGAUAAUGGAAAGAGCGACUGCCACUCUCUUGUGGCAGAAUYACAACAAACGGAGGAUCCAAAUAAAGUGAGGGUACAAACUCAAGAACGUCAGACUGAGAAUAUUACAACCGAAUGCAGUGAUACGGGUAUGAGCCACUACGAUAAAAAGGAACAGUUUUCGCGUCAAGCGCAUUGUAACCAACUUGGUACAGCUUCGAAUCAAACAUUUACUGACUCGGACAGUGGUGAUCUCUCGAGUUCUUCAGAUAAUGAUGGGUGCCCAUCGUCUGCUGGUCAUCCGAGAGGCCAUUCGAAUUCUCCGAAGCGUAGAAAACGCGUAAAGAGAAAGAGUUCUGCUAAAUCUGUAGGUUCGAGUAUGUAUGGUGAUGAUAACACGACUGAUGGAGAGUCGGCGACAGAUACUCUUACUAGAGUGCACGAUCGUCGAUCACGUAGAAAAGAGGAUGAAAAUAAUAACAAUUCUGCAGCAAGACAAAUUAAUACUGCUAGAGGGAAAACUGMGGCAUCCGGAACUUCGAUAACUACGGUAAAAGGAGCUCAGUUUAGGUCAAGUAGUCUUACUUCUGUUAGCUCGGUAGAAGGUGGUAGGGGAAGAUCUGCAACAUCAUCUCCUCUCCUUACCCCAAGGGGUACCACUUUGGUAAAGAAAAUCCAGAUUCAGUCAUUCUCUGCUACUUGUACGGGAUUCAAUAAGGAAAACAAAGAGAACUUGAUCAAGAGGAGGGCAUCUGCAGAGGAACAUUUCUAUGACAGAACCAAAGAAAAGACAAUCAUUCCAGACCAUUCAAGGUCAAUAAGUAGUUCGUAUGGUAGUCUAGAAAAAAACACUUCUCGAUCAGAGACACCAGUUUCAAAAGGAAGGCCUUUUGCCUUAAGGAAUAAACCAUUUCAAUUAAGAAGAAGCUCUUCCAAGGAAAGUCCAUACACCAGUGAAGCAGAGAGUAUUGGCUCACCUUUUGCUGCAAAAGAAGAAACUGAUACUCUUUCUAGUAUCAAUAUUCCAGAAUUUACAGAUAAGCCAAGUAGAAUUCUUUCACCUGUUUCAUCAGAGCCUAAGGAAGUAUCUAUAUCUUCAUCUAUUCAUCCAACUUCACCUGAUUUCCAUAUUGAGUCUCAAUAUUCUGUCUCUGGUGUACAUGACAAUGUUUUUAGUAGUCCUUUUGAUCAGUCUACAUCAACUCACAGUAGUAAUGGGAGUAUUUUACCAGGUCUUGAAGCUUCAACAGAAGAAAGAUCUUCUCCAUUGCUAGAAACAACACCAUUGAGCAUAGGAGAAUCAACUCAGGCAAUACCAAUACCAGGAUCUUCUGUACCUGAUGACACAAGUGAAUGGAUGUCACAAUCAUAUCCUCCUUUGCAAACUUAUCCCUUUGACUCAGAUUCAUAUGUUGGUGGACCGUAUGGGUAUAGAGCCUUGUCUAUUGUCAGCGAACAGGAAGAAAUGGAUGGUGUUCAACCAACAAACAAUGAAAGCUUACUCCAAAACACUUAUUCUAAAAGUAAAGAUAAUAACACAGUUAAACAUUAUUGGUCAUCAAAUCAGACAGAAAGAGAAAGUGGUAAAAGUGGACGGAUAAAAUCAAAUGAAAUAGAGGAAGUGUCAGCUGUGCGUAGACCUUCCUACAUCAGAGCCCAACAAAAUGUGGAAAGCUUUGCACUUUUUCGGUCAUUUGAUGAUGAAGGACCAUCUCUUCCAAGAGAAACCACUUUGACAAAKGAUUCUUACCCUUUGCAACAUGACUCUAAGGAGGAACACUAUGAUCCCAAGGAAGUUUUGAAAUCAUUUAGUGGUUCUGACUUGGAAGCUCAUGAUGGUCUACAUUCAUUUAAAAAAGAUGGUGAUUUGAUCACUUUUGAUGAUGAACAUAGAGCAAAGAAUAGCGCUCRUCAUGAAUCUUCAGAAGAACCUGUGGUAAAGAAGAGAAAGAAAAAAAUAGCUAGACMAAAAAUACCAACUAUACUCAACAUAGAUGAAAGCACAGGUUUAGAAAAAGAGCAUUAUGAUGAUGAUGACAAUCAUCGACCUAUAAUGAUCAAAGCCAGGGAAGAAACUAUGGGUCAAGAUUCAAUGGAUGAAAAAUGUAUGGAUACCAGUAACUUGUCAAAGGAUUCCAAGAGUGAAGAAUUUGAUAUGAUCGAAGCUUCAAAACGAAAUACUCUGGUAGCUAUUGAUAGUGAUGACGGGAGUACUCCAAAAGCAACUCACUCACCUGCUUCUGAACCAGAAGAAAGUUACCUGUUAAAUCAAGAAAAACAGUCUGGAAGCCGAGAAAAGCAAUCUCCAUCCACUGGAGCGCAUUUUGCGCCGUCUCUUUCCCUACCUCAGAUCACGACCGAUCUUUACGUCGAUCAAGAUGACAACUCCUCACAUAUCCCAUUGAAAAAAGUCGACACACUGUAUGACUUGAGUGAAGAGGAGUCUCGAGGGAUGGGACUUAUAUAUGUUGACCAGGAAGCUCAAGACACAAAGAGUGUGGAAAGKUUUGGCUCUCAGAGUGACGGGAUUUCUCCUAACCAAAGUCAAUCAAAUCUUGAUAAUUACUCUUUAACUACUAGUGGGUUUAGCGAGAUAGUUGAAGAUUUUUCGGACAGCUGUGAGAUUCCUGUCCAAAGGGCUGAUAUGGUAUUAGGAGUGGGAAAAGCGAGCACUGAUGGCUGGCGGUCACAUAGCGAUCCCAGUGGGAGAACAAACGGUGCAGGGGCACCAUUAAGUGAGACAAUUGCAGAAGCUGUUGAGCUCAAUUCGUACAGAAACAGUAACAGUGCACCCGACCUCAUCACUGAAAAACUAAAGAAAGAAGCUGCCAUUUUAUCGCAAAGAAUAAACUCCGGCAAAGAGAGACCUACUAUAUCAAGGACUAGAUCGAGUCCUUCAUCUUUUCCUAAGCCUUCGAUCCAGGAAAGUGAUCAAACGCGGAAUAAACAUUUAGAAAGCAAGGAUGAUUCGCAACUAAAACUAAGUCCUGAUACCAUCUUUGAUAUGGAUGGUGGUAAGUCAUCUUUGAAAGUACACUCUGCACCUUCCACGCCUACAUCUUCUAGGAAGCAGCUAUACUCCAAUACCUUCUCAGCGGAAAAGACGCAAAUGAAGUUAGCCAAACUGGCAGCCAUGGAACCGAUUUACGAAACUCCUCUUACAGAACUGAUCAAACCACUUCCAGAACCGGUCAAACUGGAACGUAAAUGUGGUGCAAGUCCAGCAUUCGAGGAACCUGAACGACCACCUGCUACAGGAGUGCAAGAGAGUAAACCACAGGACAAACUGCAGCCCAAACCCAAGUCUAAACACGACAUAAAAAGACAUGUUCUUCAAAACUUGCUAGAGACAGAGCAGUCUUACGUGCAGAACCUCCAAUACCUCGUAACGGCAUAUUACAAACCAUUGAAAAAACCUGAGAACGUGAAUAUCGUAGAUCCAGCUCAAGUGGAUGAGAUGUUUUACCAAAUAUCAGACAUUCUUCUUUGUCACGAGUUUUUCUUGGAGCAGUUGGAAUCACGCGUUGAUGACUGGCACGACAAACAGAAGAUUGGUGACAUUCUAGUAGCAUCGUUUACCAAAUGCUUCCUAAUGGACGCAUACAGUGCAUUUAUCAGCCAUUUUCUGCAUGCCAGAGCUGCCGUUAGAAUCGCAACUGUUUCGCGGCCAGGAUUCCAGAGAUUUAUCGAGCAAUGUAGUAGAGAACACAAAGAAAAGCUUACCUUACAAGAUUUGAUGAUCAUGCCUGUACAAAGAAUACCUCGAUAUGUUCUGAUACUGAAGGACAUGAUCAAACAUACGACACAGGACCACCCUGAUUAUGGUAAUUUAUUACUCGCGCUGGGCGAAAUCAAAACUCUUGCUGAUCGAAUGAACAAAGGAGAGAAAGAAGUCAACGAAGCUGAAAUUGAAGCAGAUCGGCUGCGAGAUAUUGAAGCUUCUAUCGAAGGAAUUACAGAGUUAGUCGUGCCCAACCGUCGAUUCCUGAGAAAAGACUUGGCUGCUGAAGUGAGGGGCUCAAUUACAAAGAAAGAUCGAUGUUUAUUCUUGUUCACUGACCUUUUGGUCUGUGCGUCCGUUAAGCGUAAACCUAACGCGCUACGAAGAGGAUCACUAAGUCUGUUUUCUGGUCAAUCAGGCAGCGAGUUUAACAAGCACAAAUUACUAUGGAAAAUGCCGUUAGAAUACGUCGAACUCGUGAAAUCUUCCCCAGAGUUACAGCGACGCAACAGCCUGGAGAAACAGAUAGAGAAACUCGAAAAUGAUAUGUCUGUAUUGAGUCAAAUCAGCUCACUAACAGACUCACUUAAUGUCAGUCAUCAGGCAUUGGAUGCGUCAAUACGUGAACUAAUGAACGAGGUCAGUAGACAAAUCGCUGAAAAGCAAAUCCCGAUGCACCAGUCUCUAAAUACAAGAAUUGAACUACAAGCGCAAACAGAAGAUGGUCUAGAAAAUUUUGUAUUUUUAUUCCUGGAUGUUGAAAUUAAAAACACCUGGGAAGCUUACUUCGAAAACGCAAAGCAAAAACUAGCGUAUGCCAAAGACACCUUCCCACCAGAGUUUCAGUGCCCAAUACCUAUUACUAAAACCAGGAGUGGUAUGCAGUUCACCUGUUCAUCGCCCAGUCAAGUACCUCACAUGUUGGACCGUGGUAAUCACUGUGGAUCAGGCGACGUCUGGGUUUGUAAUAGCGAUGGUUAUGUUGGCCAGGUCUGCAUUCUUUCCAUGGGGGGACAAAUCCAGCCAAUCGCUUCUUUAUCAGUUUGCUCAUCUCGUAUUCUCUGCAUCUCACCCGUCCCUGGUACUAAACUAGUUGGCCUUGAGAACGCUCAUCAGGAUGACUCCAAGUCAGACUCGCGCUCCAUAGGCAACAAUGGUGACAGCGGCUUCAAAGUAUCUGGACAAAAACUUUCCACUGGGUACUCCAGUGAUGACGAACGUAACGCGCAAACCAUCAUGGCUUUCGAUAGCAGCUCUGAUGAUGAAGAAGGCAUGAACAAUGAUGGAUUCCUCGGAAGUAAGUUUGGUCGCAAUUCCCCGAUCUACGACGGACGACUGAGUCCCGAGGGAAGUAGCCUAGGGACGAUUGACGGAGAGAUGGACAGCAGCCAUGAGGAGUCUGACAUAGAUGAAAGUGAAGACGAGGAAGCAAAAGCCAAAGCAAGUCAAAGACACUCUAAGAGAAGAGACAGUGCAAGAACCACAGGAUCGGUGACUAGUGCCGAAGAUAAACUAAGUUUAAGUGACAUUGUACCUUACGAUACUGAAGAAGGCUCGACAGUAUGGUUGGGAACAGAAGAUGGAAGUAUAUUUGUGUAUACAACACUCGAUGCUCAUCAGAAAAAGAACAAGAUGAAAAUCCAGCAUCAAGCUUCUGUUCAAUGUAUUCUAUAUGUGGACAACCAAGUGUUUGUGUCAUUAGGAAAUGGAGAUCUUUGUAUAUACCGACGUCAGCCAGGUUCAGCUUGGGAAGUCGGAGCACCCAUUACCCUUCAAGUGGGUGCCUCCGCACCUGUUUCGUGUAUGACCGCUGUACAUGGAAGACUGUGGUGUGGAUGUCAAUGUAAUGCUGUUAUAUAUAACACUACUACACUUAAAAUAGAGACGCAGUUUAAUUGUAGUUUGGAUAAAGAUCGUUCAGUAUAUCGCAUGGUCAGUUCUGGUAUGGGAGUAUGGCUUUCCUUACAGAGUAGUGCUGUUAUCAGACUCUUCCAUGCCACGAGAUACGAGUGUUUAGCAGAUGUAGAUGUUGCACCUCCUGUGCAUAAGAUGUUAGCAGGCUCGGACGCUAUAAUCCGUCAGCACAAAGCAGCAUGUCUUCGAGUGACAUCAUUAUUAACCUGUAAAGACCUUCUGUGGAUAGGAACAAGUGCUGGUGUGGUCCUUACCUUGCCACUACCAACUAUUGCAGCUACCACAUCAUCUCUACGAAAUAGCCCUUCGGCAACUGCUUCUUAUCACGGACAUACCGGACACGUCAGAUUUCUGACAGCUGUCGAGGUUCCUAAAGAGGGAGCACAGGAGAGCACUAGUGAUAAGGAACCUAACACUCCUGUAACCCCAACUUUAACUUCCGGUCCUCCACUUACGCCUGGAGGUCCUUCGGGAAGUAAUAGAGACAUUGCUAGAGACAUUUUGAUAAUCAGUGGAGGAGACGGUUAUGAGGAUUUUAAAACAAGUUCAACAAGUGAAUCUGCGGGCAGAGACGACAGUACGAACCACUUAUUAAUAUGGCGAGUCUGAUUCUUAAGUAUUGCUUAUUCGGAAGUGUUAUCCUGAGUUGAAAAUUCUGGAACGAUGUAUAUCAAACACGUUUUGGUGGUGUUACAAAGCUACAUAGCAUUAGAUGUUAGACAAAGAACAUUUUCUUUUCUCCAGGUGGAAUCUUAUAUUUGCACCAAGAGCAGACUUUUUGUUAAUAGUUUACCAAAGCACUUUAUGAAUGGCUUCUCCGAUAGUUUGUGUCGAUCAUAACACCGUAGGGUUACUGAUACCUUGGACUCUGCUGCGCUGUGAGGCGGUGCCAUUCUACAAGUCGUUUUUGAUGCAUGACAUCUAUUUUCUCGCCUUUGAUUGCCUUCAUGACUUGCUCUUCCUUGCUUUGGAUUGGGUAGUUGAGAAAAACCAUUUCACUGCACGACAUGCGCUCAUGCUUAUGAUUGAUUCAACGAAGAUUGAGUUUCACCUGAGAGUUGCCCAAUCAUCCGCUUUAUUAUCCUAUUGUCUAACACCAAACCUCAUUUUAGAAGGAGAUAGGAACUGAAAAUCCCGUUUUUAAGCAUCAGAUGGAGCUUCAUUUAAGCCUUACCUAACAUUGCUGGGCUUUCGUUUAUUUUUUCUAAUUUUAGAUUUUAAAAGUUCAAAACAAAUCCACAUAUCCAAGAAUGUAAAAAUCACAGACAAGAUAGAAUUUUCAAUUUGUACAAACUACGUUUUUCGAAGUAUAGAUGAUAGACUUCAGGCUAAACUAUACAUAUAUCUGUUUUAGGAGAACAUUUUUUUUCUGUUUUAGAAGAACCUUAUUUUUAUUUCCUUUGUACAAAGUGUUUAAAUAUAUGAUAAUAUUAAUGAUAUCAUUACAAAUUUCCUUUUCGGCCCUGUGUAAUUAUUUGAUGUGAAUGUCAAGUUUCAUAGAUCAUAUUAUGAAUAUUAUUAAACAAGCAAAAAACCAA
Molecule: messenger RNA, 8344 nt
Organism: Actinia tenebrosa (Australian red waratah sea anemone)
Lineage: Eukaryota; Metazoa; Cnidaria; Anthozoa; Actiniaria; Actiniidae
Biological process (GO): actin cytoskeleton organization
Molecular function (GO): guanyl-nucleotide exchange factor activity; protein binding
Source: RefSeq, a predicted model, not a curated record